UUAAUACUAUCAAAACUGCUCUAAGUUCUAACGGACUAAUUACACUUACCACCUACUCAAUUUCUCAGCAUCCCAUUUCUGCACAUUGUGUAGCUCAGAGAAGCUUCAGCAAUGGCUGUCAACAGAGGAGCUCUUCUCAUAAUGACUUGUUUCAGCUUAAGGCCUCUCAGUGUAAGCCCUUGUUCUCUUUCAUCCUCUCUUUUUCGUUCUCAUUUUCUUCCUUUCUCUACUAAACCUAACCCUAAUUCACAAUUUAAAGCCCCCUUUAUUCCUUCUCCAUCCACCACUCAUCCCAAACUUAAACAAUUACUCCAUCAUAAAUCUAAAGUUGGUUUCGACAAACUCGACGAUGCUCUUCUUGUGUUCGAUAAAAUGCUCCGUCUGAAAUCUAGGCUUUCUGUUGUGCAUUUCACACAACUGUUAACCGCCCUCGUUCGAAUGGAAGAGUACUCUAUUGCCGUCUCCAUGUUUAGAGAAUUCCGUGUUUUAAGCAUUCCUGUUAAUAUUGUUACCUUUACUACUGCCAUACAUUCAUGUUGUCAUUUGAACACACUUGAUUAUGCCUUUUCAUUGCUUGCUGUAAUCAUCAAGAGUGGUCAUGUCCCCAAUGUUGUGACCUACAACACUCUCAUCAAGGGCCUUCUAUCUCAAGACAGGCCUUUGGAGGCUGGGGAUUUGUUUAAGAAGCUUAUCAUAUUUCAAGAAAUUCAGCCCGAUGUAGUUAUGUAUAGCACCAUCAUUGAUGGUCUCUGCAAAACUUCAAAUACCUCCAUGGCUCUCAAGUUGUUAAGAAAGAUGGAGGAGAUAGGUUGUAACCCCGAUGCGGUAACUUAUAACUCGAUCAUUGAUUCUUUGUGCAAAGAGAGACGAGUCGAUCAUGCAUUGGUUCUUGUGUCUGAAAUGACUGACAAAGGCAUAUCACCUAAUGUUAUAACCUAUAGCACGCUACUUCAAGGUCUUUGCAGCUCCGGCCGAUGGGAGGACACUGAGAGUUUGUUAACUGAGAUGGGUGUUAGUAAGAUCUCUCCAGACUUGCACACCUAUAAUAUAUUAGUUGAUGCAUACUGCAAAGAAGGGAGGACAAAACUUGCUCAAGAUGUUAUUGAAAUUAUGAUCAAGAAAAGUGUACCUCCUGAUGUAAUCACCUACAACACACUAAUGAAUGGAUUUUGUUUAAGAGGCAACACUGACAAGGCAUUAGAGGUGCUGAAUACCAUGAGGAGUAAUGAGAUAUGGCCAGACUGUUAUAGCUAUAACAUUCUGAUUGAUGGUCUCUGCAAGAACAGAAAACUUGACGAGGCCAGAAAUAUUUUUGAUAAGCUUGCUUCGAGAGGUUUGCAACCCAAUGUCAUAACACACAACAUAAUGAUCAGAGGACUUUGUCAAGAAGGGUUAUUUGAGGAAGCAAAGGAAUUACUUUCUAAAAUGGAAACGGGCAUUUGUCUGCCUGAUGCUGUGAUUUAUAAUACGAUCAUCCGUGGAAGUCUUUUGAAUAAAAGAUAUGGAGAAGCAGUUGUACUGAUAGAGAACAUGCGAGCUCGUAAAUUCUCAGAAGAUGCAUCUACCACGUCCAUGGUACUAGACCUAUUAUCUAAAGAAGAACAAGACCCCUCCGUUCUUGCUUUCUGCAAAUGGUUUUUGCAAUAGGUACUGAAGUUUAUGGUUCAUUGUUAUGUAUUGUCGUCUUUUAACUUCCUCGAGCUCUCUGCUGUAGUAAUAUGUUUUACUGAGCAAAGAAUUAUUCUAAUUAGCAAAUAGCAAUGUAAAGGGUUCCAUCAGUUAAGAAUAUGUUUUUUGGAGGCAUAUCAUAUAAGGGACUCAGACUGUUCCCAUCAUUUCCAUGAACGAAAAUGUUUUUGUGGUGAUUACUUGUAUGAAGUUCUUAUAUGCGUUUCCUCUCCAAUUUAUAUCUUGGUCAAGAGAAUGGAGGGCUCCAUUUCUUAACUCAUUGGUGUACGAUUUAGACAUUGCAAAAUCAAACUCCGCUUGCACCCUUCCCACUUUAAUGUGAAGAUGUAAGAUCACAGUCUUCCUGCUUUGUUAUGGCCCCUGCCUCCCAUGACAGUUAAACAGGAGCACAAUGCACAAUGGCACUGAGAUACAUUGAAGGCUUAUACUCUUAUGUUGUGUUUGGUUGGGGUGAAUGAUUCCGGAAAGAAUGGAAUGAAAAAUUAACUAUAUUAUGGGCAAUUGUUAACAAGUUUCAUUCAUUUCUCCAUUCCAUUCCUUACAUUAUGUGCUAGAGAUCAUACAUUCAAUUUGAGAUGGAAUGCUCCAUUCUCUCCUACCCCCAAUUUCUUCUCAAAUCUCAUCAUAGCAAUUUUGCCCUCACUUACAUUUAUUCCAAAAUUUCCCUCCUAUCUCUAUUAAUUACAAGUAAUUUUACUCAUUCUAUUCCAUUCUAUCCAACCAAACACAACAUUAGAAAUAGAAGCAGAAGUUGUGAUGUCAAAGUCGAUAUAAAUAACUUUUCGAAUUGUGCUAAACUUUUCUUCGUUUGGUUUAUUUUUGCGCAAAAGUUCAAGAAUAUGCAGAAAACGCAGAUUGGGUCGCAGAGAAAAGGGAUUGAACAAUAUCAAUUGGGUUUACGAGGCACACCAUUCUUCCAAUGGAUGGUUUCCCUAAAAAACUUGGCAGGAGAAGUUGUACCUGAUCAAAGACAUUCGAUAUUUAAAGCGAGGGAUAAUCUUGUGUUUCUGAAACGCUGGUUCUUCAAUUUUCCUUUACAAUCAUAUCAUCCACUGUUUUCUGUGUAAGAGAUUAAAAUGAUUAACCGGCUAUAUUUUCAGUGCCACAGUGGGGGGUAUACUAGACAGAGCCAUUGAAGCAGAGGGCUGAAAGCAUGGAGAUUUUAUAAGGCUGGAUCAAGUUUCAAAUUGUUGUCCUGGCUUAUUAGGCACAAAUCACUUGAUUAUUUUGUUGAUAAGGAGCUGGAGGAAAUGAUCAGAAUAAAAUAUUAUGACGCACUCCAUUCCCCGUUCAAGAAUGAAACCAAUUAAGAUGUUGACAAACAUCUUUUCUCAAUUUAAGCCUAAUUUUUACUCCCUCCGUCCCACCAGGUUCUUUACGUUACUUUUCGGCACGCAUUUUAAGACUCUUAUAAAAUAUAGUUCUAUAAUGUGUUUUUUUAUAAAAAAAAUCCUGAAAAAAAGUUUGAGGUUUAAACUUUUAUUCAAAAAAAAAUAAUUUAAAAAAACGUUAUUGAACUAUACUUUAUAAGAGCCUCAAAAUGCGUGCAAACAGUGAACGUAAGCUUCCUGCUGGGACGGAGGGAGUAUCUGUUAACAAGAACAAGUGAAUUCAAUUUAUAUGUAGAUUAUGUAGGUAAGUGGUUAUGCCAUACUUCUAUUUUUGUAACUUGCUAUCCUCUAACUCGAGCUUCAUUUCAUUACCUUGCAGCAACAGAAAAAGCCCAGAAUAUAUAUUGGAUGCAUGAAGUCUGGUCCAGUCCUUGCCCAAAAGACAUUGGACAAAACUAUAUCAAAUUAUGGAGUAAGGCUCGCUGCAGCUAGAGCAGCGCAGGACUCUAUUUUAAGUGGUUCUCCGGAACCAGCAGUUUAUAUGUAUACAGUACUAUACCAAAUUGCCAAAUAUAGCAGCAGUUUAGGUGGACACCUGUUUAUAGCAUGUGCUGGAUGGCCAUCAAAGUAGUGUUUAGAGCCAGAAACAAGAUAUAGUCAUUGUUGGACAUGGAAUUGCAGGCCUGGCUACUGCUACACAGUGAAGCUGCUGGAUUGGGGAGAGGACGGGAAGGCCAUUAGUGCAGAAACUGCAGCUGUGAUGUAAUCGUAUUUAGAGAAGGAUCAAUUACAUUUAACAUACGCGACGGUCUUGGUGAUGAUAACACGAGGGCGACCACCUCCUUGUUGGGGGAUCCAUGCACCACGAAGAGGCUAAAGUCGCUGCGAAGGAUGAGGCGGAGCUCAGGAACGACCAAGCAAAACAGGAGGGAGGUGGAAAGGAUGACAAACGGAACUGGAAAGUAAACAGGCACGUAAUCAAGAGGCAAAUAAAGGGGGACACCUAGGCAGGAACAGGGGUAGAUUGGUAAAUCACAGAAGAUUAAAAUGUGACAUGUUGUGUAAUAAAUUUUAGAAAUUAUAUUUUGAACUCAUGUACAAAUUGCAGAGUUAUAUAAAGCACAGAUCGGUUCUAAGCGGGUCAGUAAGUGGAUUAAAUAUAUAUGUGAAUAUUCAGUUGUAAUAUUAGUAUAUUUAAAUAUAAAAUCAUGUCGUGAUAAGAAUUUAAAUUUAUAAUAUUUUUGAUAAGACUC
Messenger RNA from Daucus carota subsp. sativus, 4273 nucleotides. Its product is annotated as pentatricopeptide repeat-containing protein At1g62670, mitochondrial-like. NCBI's taxonomy places the organism in Eukaryota, Viridiplantae, Streptophyta, Magnoliopsida, Apiales, Apiaceae. The transcript is spliced from 8 exons. The record is from RefSeq and is a predicted model, not a curated record. Gene Ontology annotation, molecular function: protein binding. The coding region runs from base 112 to 1647 and encodes 511 amino acids.